Messenger RNA from Trichomycterus rosablanca, 960 nucleotides. RefSeq lists its product as uncharacterized. The record is from RefSeq and is a predicted model, not a curated record. NCBI's taxonomy places the organism in Eukaryota, Metazoa, Chordata, Actinopteri, Siluriformes, Trichomycteridae. Bases 1 to 714 code for a protein of 237 amino acids. The transcript is spliced from 6 exons.
AUGGUCCUUCAUCGUUUUUUUCAACUCACAUUUAUUCUCAUCUUUACUCCAGGUCCUUCAGUAAGUGGUUGCAGUGUGAAUGUCACACAGCCCGAAGAGCAUAUUUAUGGCAGAAUUAAUGAGUCAGUUUCUAUCGAUUGCCUUGUUAAGUGGUUGGAUUGUGCAGACAAUGAGCACCAGGUGUUCUGGUACGUGUUUAAUAGCGACUCCCACCAUCAGCUGAAUACAGAAAGCCAACCACACAAAUACUCAGUGGAUAAUAAAAUGCUUCAAAUCAAAUCACUCUCACACAGUGAUGAUGGGGUGUAUUACUGUGCCACUGAGAAAACAAACCAUACAACAACUUUUGGAAUGCAGGCUUUUGGGAAAGGCACCACCCUUAUGGUUACAGAUAACCACUUCAGCACCAGCCAGGUUCUGCUGCUUACACUGGUGGUCCUGCUGUCCAUCUAUAGUCUUAUAAUCCUGUCACUCAUCAUCUGUAUAAAGAUGGGAAGAGCAACAUCAUUUAUUAAAAAAAGAACGAGUAAAAGACAAGUCAAGAGUGACUCAAAUAAGAGUGUGCAUUUUGGGGCUGUGGUGCAAGAACUGUGCAGCAAGAGGAACUUGCACAGAAACAAAAAACCCUCAUCUAAUGAUGUUUCACAGGAAAACAAGUUAAAGUCCCCAGAUGGGAAAGAUGACAUAUACCAAAACCUGAAGAGAACUAGAUAGAAGUUGGAGUAAAACCCCAGUGAUGGUCUUAUUGUACAACAAUAUAAGUAAACAUAAAGCAGGGAAAGAAAAACAGUGACUGACGGAAAUAAAUUAAUAAAGCUGGCAACCGGUUCUAACUUGCAAGACUUAAUCUAAACCAUUAAGCCAACAUGUGAAACCCAGCUCUGAUAAGUGUUAAAGUGGAACUUCCAUUAUUGCUAAACAUUUCCUCUGUUGCACGAAUAAACGCUUUGUAGUAAAAUA